CCUGUGCAGCUGCUUGUCAACAAGAUGGCCUUCCUCCUCUCUCCGUUUUGACACAGAUUAUUUUGGUAUCCCCGAGAACAGAAUGUGAAAGCUCGCGUCACUUCUGAACAGCUAGUGGGAGAGCGACUGUAUGGAGUCCCAACAAGACGUACAGAGAGCCGGGCUGAGCUGAGUGAACUGACAGGCUCACGAUCGACCGUAGAACAAGGCUGAUGUCAGAAAGUAGCCGCAGGCCCGCAGCUAGUAGCGAGCCACCCGAGCUACGUGGACUCGGACAGUCAACAACUGCAUUUCACCAGACAACACUGGUCGGGUUGGAAAGAAAUACAGCGAAUAAACACUUGGCAUCGACUGUCCGCAGAUCGACGGGCUUGUCGGAGAAGAACGACGCCUUUAAGGUUUUUAUGCCCGGUGUUGAUUGUCAGCCAGUCGGGUGGAGCAGGGAGCCAACAAUGAGAGCACUUGGUGUUUGCUGGCCAGCUUAGAUGCAGACAUGCCACGGUGGUCCUCCUCCUGAUGGACCGCGACACCUUCUCCCACAUCCGGCUGUGGUGCCCCCGCCCCUUUGGCACCUACUCCCAGAACAAAGCUCGGAGUCCCAGCUCGGGGGGCGGCCGGGGUGGAGGUGCCAGUGGCGUAGGGUCCCCCUCGGUCUGCAAGGUCGAACUCAGUCAGGGUGCCAGGAGGGUGGCAGGAGAAAGCGAAGAUGGCAUGAUAGUUGGGGUGCAGGAGGGCGAUGGAGAGGACGAGGAUGUGGGCUCAGAGAACACUCCACCUGAACCUGAGCUUGAAUCCAGCUCCCUGAUGCAGAGCGAGACCCCUCAACCCCCUUCAGCCCCUCCCUCACCAACCACUGCGGGGUCCCAGAUGCAGGACGGACGGGUUCUGUUAGAUACCUGGUACGUCAUAAAGCCGGGCAACACCAAGGAGAAGAUCGCCUUCUUUGUUGCGCACCAGUUCAGUGGAACCGGCCAGCUCAGACCGAGUGCCAUGAAGGUUAAAGGGAACUGGGCAACUGACUGCAGUAAAGCCAAAAGACGAAGGCGGUGCUCCUCGUACGACCCUCCAACACGUUCCCAUGCUCUCAGUCACGACUGCUCUGUCUCACCUCACAGUCCUGACGAGCCACAUCUCGGAGGCCUGAAUGAAACGGACCUGCUUUCUGUAGCAGAGAUGGUUGCCUUAGUUGAGCAGAGGACUGCCAUGGCCCUUCAGGGGAUUGUCGCCGUUCAUGGGAACCAGCACCACCAACCCCCUUCUAUCACUCACAGUCAGGGCCUUAGCUCCAGCCAGCACACUCUGCUCAGGGGCACAGUGUCAGACCCCUCCCCUGUGGUGUUUGUAUCAAACAGUUCACAUGGUCAGCCCUCCAAAGAAAACGAGAAGCCAUCAUCUCCCAUCCAAGCGGACCAGGAGCUCGAAGAGCAGCAUGAGUCAUGCAGAGUGGCGCAGGCCAUCGCGCACUUUGAGUCUCAAAACCUCGAGAACCGGCUCCAUUUGGGUCCUGGUACUGGGAUGCCCUCUUCUAACCAAGACAGUGAGGGCGAGCAUAGGAGAGGAGACACUGUAACACCCCCCGCACCGUCCAAUCAUAGUCAUGGUGAGGUUAGGAUAGCGUUCAGAGUGUCCAAUCUGGACCCGCGUUCUCAGCUGGAACCAGCCAGCAGAUCCCGCUGUAUGUUUAUGAGCUGUGGUGGUGGGGGGAACCAGGCGGCAGCCAGGGCCAAAGAGAAAAUCACUUGUGACCUGUACCAGCUCCUCAGCCCCUCGUCAAGAGACCCCAGCAGUUUGCUGCUUGCUGCUACAGCGUCUGCCCCUAAAGCAGAUGGAGACCUUCAUCACCAGGACAGGCCGACCUGCUGCAGCCCCGACCCGACCCAGGAGCUGUCUUCUGGGGAGAAGAAGGCUGCAGGUGUGGGGAGGGAGCCAGUGACUGGUUUCCACGUGGAGGUGGUGGUGACAGGUGCUGUAGACCAGUGUGUUUUUUAUGGCAAAGACAGCACAGAGAACGUGCAGGAGGAGACUGUGUGUUUUGCCGUGGGGGGAGGGAGCGGUGGGGGUGUUGGAAGCUCAGCUGACUCUUCAUCAGAUGAUCCCCCUCCUGGACAACUGUUUUUCCUUCAGUCUCCCAGGGGACCAGAGGAGGAUGGAAAAGUAACCACUGGCAGCGGGUCAGGAAUGUGCUCUUUGGACUGUGCCAACAACAACAGUCUUGGGUCGGGGGUGGCAGUGGGCUCGGGGGAGCGGGCUACACGACCAGACUCUCCCAGUGUUGUGGAGGACUGUUCAGACCCAUCACUGUGUCGCCUGUACCGCCACGUGUCCCACGACUUCCUGGAGAUCCGCUUUCAGAUCCAGCGGCUCCUGGAGCCGCGACAGUACAUGCUCCUGCUCCCCGACCACAUCAUGGUGAACAUCUUCGGCUACCUGCCCACCCGCGCCCUGGCCGCCCUCAAGUGCACCUGUCACUACUUCAAGGCGCUGAUCGAGACGUACGGCGUGCGUGCCGUGGAUUCCCGCUGGAAUCAAGACCCCCUCUACAAGGACGACCCCUGCAAGCAGUGCAAGCGUCAGUACGAGCGCGGGGACGUGUCUUUAUGCCGCUGGCACCCCAAACCUUACCACCACGACCUGCCUUAUGGACGAUCCUACUGGAUGUGCUGCCGGCGUACCGACAAGGACACGCCGGGCUGCCGCGUCGGUCUCCACGACAACAACUGGGUGCAGCAUCCUGCCGACGGCUCUCAGCCCAUUCGCUCCAAAAAAGAGGACCGGAGGGAGGAGUCCAGGUAGGGAGGGUGAACAGACUUUACAGAAACCAACUCUUCAUCUCAGACUGUGUUCUUCCUCCUCACCUGUGGUCAGAGAGCAGGGGAGCAGCGAGGACUGCGAGGAGGAAUCACUGCUCCAGGACUUUCUUAUAUUCUCCCUUGUCCGAGGGAAGUCGUGUCACACUCCUUGCCUUUUCUUUCUUCUUUCCAAGUCCUCCAGAAUCCCUUUCUCCCGUGCUGUGCUCCGGAGCGGCUCUUGUCAACUGUUUGUAUUCCAGGGUUGGGGUCCUCUCCUACUGCCGCCAUGUUUGCUGCCUGCUAACCGUUGGCUCUCUGUCCAGUUAUGCACAUGGAUCUUACAGCAGGCAGUGCACGUGAAGAUGUUGCAGUGUGUUGAUUUGAAGUUAGGGCUCUUAAAGCGAUGCAGAGAAAUGUAAUCGUUCCUGGUCCCGACACGCGCUGUGUGCUUUAAGGAACGAGAGUCCAACACGUGUCAAACCUUUUCAGGGGUGGAAUGUUGAGCAGAAAUGUGAUUGUAUGAAUCAACCUGGAUUUUAUUUGUAUUCUGUCCCGCUCGCUGCGUUUCUGUCCCCCUGAAUGUGCUGUCGUCGUACUGUUGAUCAGCCCCCUCCACCCUGACGAUGCUGCUGAAAUCACUGCUUAUCACUGAUGGUUCUGAAACGGGUCAGAGGUAGGUUGGGUCUCAGACCCGUGCCCUUGUUUCAGAGUGGACCCUAACCUUGCUGAGCAGCCACGAAGAGCCGCUGAGUUUACAAAGAAUUCUGGGAGAUGGACUUGAACGGGAUGAAAAAGAGAAACUUGACGUCACUUUGGAAAGGCCUGUUGUCACUUUGUACGGUUUGACUGAUCUUAGCUUUGUGUUUGUUUUUAUUUGUUUGUGUGUUGGAAUGUUUGCUUUUAUUCAUGAGGACUGUGUCUGUCGCCCUACUGAACCCACAGGUUUGUUUUUAAAUGCUCCAUCUUUGUUUUAACCCCCAACUCUUUCCUUGCUUCCCUUCCAUUGUCCUCCCGUUCGUUUGCCAAAGCCGUCAUCUCCCCCCUCCCCCCCUCCCCCCCCCCAAGCAGAAACUCUCUACACCAGCUUCCAGCCUUAAAAGCCCUACCUCUACCCUAACCCCGCAGGAGACUGAGGCGUCACAUACCUCACACAUCUAUUGAGAGUUGCACAGGAACCUGUUGGGGGGGGGGGGGGGCACACUCCACCCUAAACUGUUAGUGUGAGUUUGCAGUGCCUGGUGACGGCUCUAAUAUAACUCAAAAAUCUUGAAGAAAAUAAAUAAAUAUAUUUAAAUAUAUAUUCUCCUGACCCCGCCCCCCCAUCGCUUGCUUUUUAAACUCCCCACCCCCUCUGCAAGCUGACAGACUGGACGUUGAACAGAUGAAUGAUGCUGAAACUCUGCACGGAGACGGGAGGACGGUCUGUCAUGGGAGAGCCCUCUGUAGGACGCAGACGUGUUCAGUGCUAAUGGGAAAUGUGUGCUUAAAUAAAAACAGAAGUAAUGAUUAAAACUGGAAAUUUGAAUCA
This is a messenger RNA of Nematolebias whitei (Rio pearlfish), 4317 nucleotides long. It is a transcript of the gene fbxo46, whose product is annotated as F-box protein 46. Gene Ontology annotation, biological process: intracellular signal transduction. The transcript is spliced from 3 exons. Gene Ontology annotation, molecular function: protein binding. The coding region runs from base 517 to 2793 and encodes 758 amino acids. NCBI's taxonomy places the organism in Eukaryota, Metazoa, Chordata, Actinopteri, Cyprinodontiformes, Rivulidae. The record is from RefSeq and is a predicted model, not a curated record.